Messenger RNA from Trametes versicolor FP-101664 SS1, 2238 nucleotides. RefSeq lists its product as uncharacterized. The transcript has 3 exons. Bases 1 to 2238 code for a protein of 745 amino acids. The record is from RefSeq and is a predicted model, not a curated record. Lineage: Eukaryota; Fungi; Basidiomycota; Agaricomycetes; Polyporales; Polyporaceae.
AUGCCUAGCGGCCCGCGCGGUAGGGGAAGGGGUGGUAGGGGAGGCGCAGACGGCGCGGGGCGUGGCCGCGGCGGCUGGGAUGGCCCCCCUAGUGGUGGAGGCGACGCGGGGUGGGGCGGGCCAAGGAAGUCAGGGGGAGGAUGGCCGGACGCGCCGCAACAAAACCCGAACCCUGCAACAGGGUGGGGAAAGUCGUUCGGAGGGGAGAGCUGGGAUUCUGCUGGUGCCGCGGGCGGUUCCAACCAAGCAGGACCGAGCGCUGCGCCUGCAGUUCCUCCCCCGGCCGAUCCAUCUCUGGAUUGGGGUGCGCCCGCUCUGGACUGGGGUGCGCCGAGUGCUGACUGGGGUGCAUCGUCCUCAGCGCCCGCAUCUGCUCCUCCCGCCGACUGGGGUGCCCCCCCUCCGGCGCCGGGCAGCUGGGGCAAUCCCUCUUCCACAAGUACAGACCAACAGUCGCCCGACCAGGAGAAGAAGGCAGCAGAGGCGGCCAUCUGGGGCGACCCCGCGAAGGAAAAGGACGCAAAUGUUACGUCUACGCCCCAAUGGGCGACGCCCCGUACGCCCCGCUCACCCGAUCGCAGCCCACAGAGGGAGCGUGUCGCAGCGGCAGACCCGCGUCGACGGCCGUCUCUCGCGACGAGCACCUCGACCACGGCUGUUCCCAGCGUCCGCGCGACGUCUCCCUCUGAUGAGGCGGCUCAGAGCAUACUAGCGAAAGAGCUCCGCAAAGAGGAGACGCGCACCCUUAGCUGGGGUGUGCCCGCCCCCGUUUCUGUAGCGGGUCCGAGCGGGUCGACUCCGUCCCCCAGCCCGUUCGCCUUCACGGACUACACGCCCGCACAGAGGAUGGACGUCGAGCCCCCAGAGCCUGUGGAAGACCUUUUCCGAGAAGUCAACAUGGAGGAAAUUCCUGUUUCGUCGCGAGCUGGCUCGAAGGUGCCGUCUCGGGCGAGCUCGCCCAUAUCGCCCGUGGUAGACGGCCGCCUCAAGACCUCCCUUGAUAAAUGGAAAGACUUUACAAGGCUGCUCACGAAAGCCGUCGCGCUGGGCAUGGACCUCGCAACUCUCAACGAAACGCAGGCGAAGCAACGCGCGAUGCAGCGCUCCUCGCGGUACCGCAGCGCGUCGAUGGUGGUGGCGCAUGCCCAGAUCGAACGCGUGCGCGCAGAGCACGACGGGAAGUUGCGUCGGACGCAGCGAAAAUUCGACGAGUGUCUGGCAAAGCUCGCUGCUUUCCCAACCGACGGCCCUCCUACGGAAGCGGACCCCGUGCUGCCCCCGGAGAUCGAGAACUGGCAUUACUGGGCGAACAGCACCAAGGCGUGGAUCGAUGAGGUCCGCCCGCUCGUAGAGCAGCGUCUGGAGACCGAGCGCACGACUGCACAGUUGAAGCAGGAGGAAGAGGAAGCCAAGGCAGCCGAAGAGGAGGCCACGGCCAAGGAGAUGGAGGAGGCACAGGCGCGCGUUGAACUAGUCAACUCCCAGGUCGACAGCCUGGAAGAUCAAGUUACAGACUUGGAGCACCAGAUCGAGGAGCUACGCAUGACUCCUACGGGCACGGCCGACAUCGUGGCGACGAUUCUGCGAAGCCGGAAGGACAUCGUGCUCCCGUCCGAGCCCCUAGCCGCGUCGAGGUCAACAGAGGAGGGCGAGGUGCCUCUGGCGCCACGGAAGACACAAGCGCAGCUGACGGCGGAGGUCGCGCAGCUCGAGCGCGAGCUGGAGGGACGUGAGGCGCGUCUCGAAGAACUUUUGAAGCAGAUCGAGGAAGAGAAGGGCCGCAACCUGGAGAGGAAACGUGCCUAUCACCAGCUUGCUGCAGAAACGGCAGAGUUGCAGCUCCAGAUGAAUAAACUCACUGAGCAGCGGAAGACGCUCUCCGAAGGUAUAGCGGAGAGCCACGUCGAGAUCGCAAACCUUCACAAGCAGCUGCAAGAGUACCUGAACCGCGAGCCACCUCCGCCUCCGCCUGCCCCGACGUCCAACGAGCUCGCGGUGCACGUCAUCCCGCUGCUCCGCCCCGAGCUGCGUGGCGCGUUGCACGACGGCCUCGGAGCGGUGCGCCGCGGGGUGGACGAGGCGCUGGCGAGGCAGCAGCAGGAUAUAUGCGAGCAGGUCUAUGCUGCGUUCCAGCCGAUUAUGCGCCUCAUACAGCGGGUGGGGACCAUGACGAACCACCAGCCGGGCAUGUUUAUGCCGCCCCCGCCGCCCCCUGUGCAGAGCUUGCAGCAUUCAUAG